Molecule: messenger RNA, 1752 nt
Organism: Symbiodinium sp. CCMP2592
Lineage: Eukaryota; Dinophyceae; Suessiales; Symbiodiniaceae
Source: the annotation of a GenBank genome assembly
AUGCAGGCAGAGGCAAAAGACAGGCGUGCAAGCCGAGCAUGGCGGCUCACUCCUGCCGUCAUCUCACCUCCAGAUGCCAACCAGCAUCGUCAGGAGCGGGCGUUCCGCUCUCAAAGCUGGGAGGAACCUGAAACCAGUCAUCCAAGUGCAGUGUUCAACAUGUUUUGCAGCAGUUGCCACUACCUGCUGUCUGAGCAUGGCGAGAUGAUGCAAAUGAUGGCGAACCCGUCCUCCUUUGCUUUUUCCACAAGUCAGCCUCCGCACGGGGUGAUUAUGACGGGAAGCUCGUGCAAGUCCCAGGAAAGCUGCGAUUGCAAAGUUCAAGAUUUCCAGUGUCGGUGCGGAGUUCGGCUGGGCUACUACUUGGAAUCCCCUUGCGCAGAGUGUCGUGACUCCAAGACAUUGCCGAGAUGGUUCUUGUGCCCAAGGUCCGUGGAAGCCGAGCCGCAUGAACCCGAGGAUCUGCGACCAAAGGAGAAGGGGAACCUGGGGAACCUUGCCGCGACCCUUUCUGGGAAGCCAAAGCCGACGAACCCGCCGUGCAUUGAGCAGAACUUCGAUGACCAUCAGCAUGUUUCAGAAUUUCUAGAACGUGUCGAGGGUCUCGUGGGUGAGCCGGUCCCCAGCUAUUCUGCCAUGAAGUCGCAGCCGAUGUCGGAGACAUUCCAUUUGGGAAGACCGGGUGUUGGUCACGACCACGGUAGAUUCCAGGAAGCCUUCCGUGAGUGCCAGCCCCUCGAAACGGCCAAACCGGCACGUCGUCCCAGGUCGAGGGAGUCAGUCUCAUGUCAGACCGAUUUCACGAAAGACAACCUGCAGCCAGAUGCCAUGAUCAGUUUGAAGGAGGCAAGGUGUGAAGCUCUGGAAGCACAGCUUCGGGUUUCGCAGGCCGCAGAAAGUGCGGCACUAGCCGAAGCUCGGGCAGCGAGAGCAGCCGAGAUACAGGAGAUCGAGGACUUGGACAUAGAUUCCCUCCAGGCACUGCCAGGAAGUCGGCUGGAAUUCGCUCAGCGCUUGGCAGAAAAGAGGAUGGAACUGGAAAGAUGGCAGCAGGCACUGCAGCACAAAAGCCAGCGUCUGGAAGAGGUAGAGAGGACACUGUGCACGGGAGGGAGACAGAAGCCAUCACAGGGAUUCGCCAGCUCUGUGGCGAGCUCCAUGCCGCAACUCAAAACCACAGCAAAGGAGGUGUUCGGCACUGCCGAGUUCAUGGCUGGUACAGGCAUCGUGGCCGUGAAGGCUGUAGCCAAAGCGGGACUGAUUGCCUCGCGACUUGUCAUCGCCUUGGCCAAGCCUGUUUUUGGAGGAUUGAGGGCUGCAGGUCGCACCACCGCAAACUGCGUCACUGGCUACGUCCAUUCGGCUUUGGCGAAGGCUGCACUCGACACUCAGCAGCGCGAGAUGGCGCAGGCCACUUCCAUAAGACGUUCAAAAUAUUACGGGAUGUCGAAUGUCAUGGCGAGCCCCAGACUGGACGGCAGCGGUGUGCCUCCAGCUCGGCAUGGAUGGCAAUGGGACAGCCCAGCACAUCCUAAUUUGUGCAGCCAUGGGCCUAUGAUGUCGCCUGGGUGGCAGCCAUCGCCAAUAUACCCAGUCUCUCCUGCACCUUCUUUGCAUUCAGUGCUGCAUUCGGUCCCGCUGCAGCCUGUGUAUGAGCGUGAGACCUUCCUGGGUUGGAUUCGUAGAAACAGUGGAUGUGGCUUCCGCCAUCGCCCAGCUGCUCAUCAGACGUGGCAUCAUGCUGUGCGCUGA